AUGUAUGGAAAAUCUGAAUUUUCUUGGAACAUAGAGCUUAGAACUUGCCAUGCACUUUGGGUUACAUUGCUAGGUGUGACCCAAAAAAUUACAACCAAACUAUGAAUAUAAAAGUAUAUUUAAUAUUUGCUUGUAUAUGCAAUAACUUUUUGAUGUUUUGAUCCAGUUUUCAAUGGUUACUUAUUCAUGUAAUAACCCACAAAACGAUAAAACACACCAGUAAGUGGAUGUUUUAUUCUACCUGACCCAAGGGAAAGUCAUUAAGUUACUAGAUUAUCUUUGGAAGAUAACAAUAACAACAACAACAACAGUUUCAACCACUUGUAAAGCCUACCAUCCAUUUCUUCUACAUACAUGUUUUCAAAAAAAAAGAAUACAUAUAAAACUGUAGUUUUUUUGUUCAUGCCAAACAAAAUUUCAAAUGACAGGUGGCACUUUAAAAAAUAUUUUUUCGAUACGUUUUGCGAUGUUUUGUCCUUUUCAUAUGACCUUAAAAGCAAUUAGCUUAUAAUUAGGCAACCUGUAGGUAUUUAACCCAAAACAGCGGGGAUGAUCAAAAAUGUUUUCUAAGAGAGCAGAAUUUCCUUUUUGUUAGAGAUAAGCAAAAAGGCGUUUUCGUUAGUGGGUAUAAAAGAGUCUCAAGUUCUUAUUUACCGGGUACUGAAUGAGUAAUUAGCUUGAAAAUGUUCUGAAAUUUAUUUCAGAAAUACUACAUACACAUAAUAAAGUACCAGAGGUUUAAUUAAAAUACAAUGUUUUAUCACUUACACUAAAGCAUAAUUUUCAAUGAAAUCUUUCCGUACUACUCAUAUAAGGAAACAUACGAGUUACUGUAUUGAUUUCUUAUUCUGGCAUCCUUUUUUCUUAUAAAACAUGUUUUGUUUAUCAGGCUGAAUUAGUUCUUAUCAUAUUUGCUUUAUUGUCCAACUUUCAGCCUGAUGUUCUUACUUAAUCCACUGUUUCUUAAAUGCGGGUGUUUCCUGUAUUACUAGGAUCUGCUUUUGUCGUUGACCCAACAUUUUCACGUUUCAAUCGUGUGCAUUCUUUCCAUCGGUAUCGACAGACCACUUGAAUACAAUCUUAAAUAAGAAAACUGUACCAUUAUCUUUGGAAUUUUUAAAGUGAUGCAAAGACACAUCGUACUUUUAAAAAAGAGAGCAAAUAGCCACGACAUAGCCCCUCUUUUAAAUGUCCACUCUGUUGGGACCAUGUUUAGUACCUGCAUUUUCCCUCACAAUUAAUUUAGAAGCGGCACAACAGUUUUAAGAGGCGAAUUUUAUGAGGACUAUCACGACACCUAAUUUGUACUUAUAAAAUGCGACCCAUCAAUGUUAAGUUUUUUUUCACAGAUUACUGGGAUGCUUUUCAAUACUUCGACAAGGACAACAGUGGAUUUAUUACAACCAAAGAGCUGGGGAACCUUAUGAGGUCACUCGGAGAGAACCCCACAGAAAAUGAGCUCCAGUCAAUCAUUAACGUAGUGGAUAUGGAUGGUAAGGUGUAAGCGCAUGCGUAAAGUUUCCUCUUAUAACAACACACCCAUCAGGAUUUCAAAGCGCGCCCGUGGUCAUGUGAAAAAUGACCCGAGGACACAAUGGGAGUGAAUUGUAAGGACUACAGUAGCUAUGUAUAUCAUUUGAUACAAUGUGGCAAAUAUUACACGCGUUAUGAUUGGUUGUUGCUCAUGCGUCUAUCAGAGUUCAUACACAUGGAUGACGUCACGGAAAUUGUGGUUCAGGUAUUGUGGAUUUUUAAGAUAGUUCUUAAUUUCUUCACUUAAUAUCUCAACAGAAAAUGGCUUGAUGGAUUUCCAAGAGUUCGUCCAACUCAUGUCGAAAAAGAACCAGUAUGGACUGGACGCAACCGAAGCGAAGCAAGCUUUUCGGAUUUUCGAUAGAGACGACCGCGGCUACGUGCUCACUUCAGAACUUCGGCAGGCUUUCAGAAGUUUGGAGGAAGACAUUCCCGAGAGCGAGCUUGAUGAAAUUUUAGAAGAUAAGUACCAAUCAGGGAACAGGAAAAUAUCAUUUGAAGGUACUGGAUUUUAUAGCAACAGACUGAACAAAAUAUGCUAUAGUCAAAGAAAGGCGUUUUAG
Porites evermanni is the source of this 2096-nucleotide messenger RNA. Lineage: Eukaryota; Metazoa; Cnidaria; Anthozoa; Scleractinia; Poritidae. The record is from the annotation of a GenBank genome assembly.